AUGAAAGCGCUUUCCAUCCCGAAGCUUGAACUGCAGGCUGCGUUACUGGAUACCCGCUUGAAGGAAGACGUCCUCAAAGCUCUAACCAUUCCUGUGUCAAACACGUUCAUCUGGACUGACAGCACCACUGUGCUCCAGUGGUUAAACUCAGGUAGUAAGCAUCCCACGUUCGUGGCAAACCGGAUUGGAGAGAUUCUGGAAAAUACGACCGUAGACCAGUGGUUUCAUGUCUUAAGUGGAGACAACCCUGCUGAUACGGAAUCCCGAGGAAUCUCAGCGGAGUCCUUAAAAACAAGCAGCUGGGUGAACGGGCCAAGUCUGCUGAAAAGUGGCAAGUGGCCUUUCAAGCCGAGCAUAGAAAUAUUUUAG
Messenger RNA from Symsagittifera roscoffensis, 369 nucleotides. RefSeq lists its product as uncharacterized. The coding region runs from base 1 to 369 and encodes 122 amino acids. Lineage: Eukaryota; Metazoa; Xenacoelomorpha; Acoela; Convolutidae. The transcript has a single exon. The record is from RefSeq and is a predicted model, not a curated record.